UUUCUACAUGGCGUCACGUGACAUAAUUACCACUAGAAUCAAUCAAGAUGAAUUGCACGUCAGCACACGGUGGGGAUUUUUUCUUAGUUGAUCCUGUCCAAACCCUCUUGUGCAAUAGAUGGAUCUUGUUCAAUGCACUGAAGUCUCCUGGUUGCUUGCAAUCGCAAAAAGGAAGACAUGACUGAGUUCGACGAUUGCAGCCACAGUGCAUCCAAUAUGUAUCUACCAGGGUGCGCUUAUUACGUUUCACCUUCAGAUUUCUCGACGAAGCCCUCUUUUUUGUCUCAAUCGUCUUCCUGUCAAAUGACUUUUCCUUAUUCUUCUAAUUUACCUCAUGUCCAACCUGUGCGAGAAGUGGCAUUCAGGGAAUACGGAUUAGAGCGCAGCAAAUGGCAGUAUAGGGGCAGUUAUGCUCCUUAUUACUCAGCUGAGGAGGUUAUGCAUCGAGACUUUCUGCAGCCUGCUAACAGGAGGACGGAAAUGUUAUUCAAAACGGAUCCUGUGUGCAGCCACCAUGGACCCUCCGCCGCUGCCUCCAACUUCUACAACACGGUGGGAAGGAACGGCAUUCUCCCGCAAGGAUUUGACCAGUUUUAUGAGACAGCCCAUGGACCUCCAUACCAGCAGCAAGCAGAGAACGAGGGGGAAGCGGCCAAGAGCGACUUGAAACCUCAGAAUAGCACUUGUAGUAAAACACCUUCCAGCCAAGAGAAGAAAGUGACAACAGAAAACAGCGCCGGUUCCCCUUCUGGUGAGGCUGUUGCAGAGAAGAGCAACAGUUCAGUAGUUCCCCAGCGAUCAAGGAAAAAGAGAUGUCCCUACACCAAAUAUCAAAUAAGAGAACUGGAACGUGAGUUUUUCUUCAACGUGUACAUAAACAAAGAAAAAAGACUGCAGUUGUCCAGAAUGCUGAACCUCACUGAUCGACAAGUUAAAAUCUGGUUCCAGAAUCGAAGGAUGAAAGAAAAGAAACUGAACAGAGAUCGACUCCAAUAUUUCACUGGAAACCCCUUGUUUUGAAAGAAAAGAAAAGAAAAUAUCUCUACCUAACCUGCCAUCUGAGUACACCAGAAGAUUGGUUUACAGGACACAUUCACCCUGCGGAACGCAAAGUUUCAUUUUCUUGUUCAACUCUGGUACCUCCAAACAAUCAAUGUCCACUGGAGAUAUCGGGGGUUUGGCGGAACGCGUUCCUCAUAAGGGGAAGCUAGAGUAAAUCCAAAAGUCCAUUCUCCAAUGUUUAUCGCCCAAGGUGGUUUUUUUCUCUCUCUCUCUCUUUCAUGAUGGAAACCAAUGGACCGGCGGUGUGUAUGGUAGAUUUUGCUUUUAAAAAAGAGUUUUUUUCCCUGUUGGUUUUGAUCUAGGAUAACCCUUUCCUCCCUUAAAUGAAUGCAGUUUAUUUAAAAGAUGGUAAAUGUACAUGGUGUGUGUGUGUGUGUGUGUGUGUGUGUGUGUGUGUGUG
Molecule: messenger RNA, 1462 nt
Organism: Trachemys scripta elegans
Lineage: Eukaryota; Metazoa; Chordata; Testudines; Emydidae
Gene: HOXD11
Product: homeobox D11
Exons: 2
Coding region: 178-1020 (280 amino acids)
Biological process (GO): anatomical structure development; regulation of transcription by RNA polymerase II
Cellular component (GO): nucleus
Molecular function (GO): DNA-binding transcription factor activity, RNA polymerase II-specific; RNA polymerase II cis-regulatory region sequence-specific DNA binding
Source: RefSeq, a predicted model, not a curated record